Messenger RNA from Phaethon lepturus (White-tailed tropicbird), 2490 nucleotides. It is a transcript of the gene IFT88, whose product is annotated as intraflagellar transport 88. NCBI's taxonomy places the organism in Eukaryota, Metazoa, Chordata, Aves, Phaethontiformes, Phaethontidae. The transcript has 26 exons. Gene Ontology annotation, molecular function: kinesin binding. Bases 1 to 2490 code for a protein of 829 amino acids. Gene Ontology annotation, cellular component: non-motile cilium; centriole; ciliary base. The record is from RefSeq and is a predicted model, not a curated record. Gene Ontology annotation, biological process: inner ear receptor cell stereocilium organization; non-motile cilium assembly; kidney development.
AUGAUGCAAAAUGUACAUUUGGCUCCUGAGGCUGAUGAAGAUGAUCUUUAUUCUGGCUACAAUGAUUAUAAUCCCACGUUUGACACAGAGGAUUUAGAAAAUGAUGUAGCUUUUCAACAGGCAGCAAGAACAAGUCAUGGUAGAAGACCCCCUGUGACAGCCAAAAUUCCUGGUACAUCAGCUUCAAGGCCUUUAGCUACUGGAUUUGGGUCAAAGGCAACUUUAACUUCAUCUAUGGGAAGACCAAUGACAGGAGCUAUCCAGGAUGGGGUUGCUCGACCAAUGACAGCAGUGCAUGCUGCAGGUUACACUAAGGCAGCUAUGAGAGGUUCUUUAUUUGAUCCACUUGGUCAAGCAAGAGGUCCUGCUCCACCUCUGGAAAUGAAAAAUUCAGACAGUUCAGAAGAGAAGAUUAGGCAGUUGGAAAAAAAAGUGAAUGAACUGGUUGAAGAAAGUUGCAUUGCCAACAGCUGUGGAGACUUGAAAUUGGCUCUGGAAAAAGCAAAAGAGGCUGGAAGAAAGGAACGAGUAUUGGUGAGACAACGCGAACAAAUUGCUACUUCAGAAAAUAUCAACUUAGACCUUACUUACUCAGUUCUUUUCAAUCUGGCCAGUCAGUACGCUGCUAAUGAAAUGUACACUGAAGCAUUGAAUACUUACCAAGUUAUAGUGAAGAAUAAGAUGUUCAGCAAUGGAGGUAGACUGAAGGUGAAUAUGGGAAAUAUCUAUUUAAAACAACGCAACUAUUCCAAAGCUAUCAAAUUGUACCGUAUGGCUCUAGACCAGAUUCCUAGUGUCCACAAAGAGAUGAGGAUUAAAAUAAUGCAAAAUAUUGGAGUUGCAUUUAUUAAAACUGGCCAAUAUGCUGAUGCUAUUUCUUCAUUUGAACAUAUAAUGAGCAUGUCCCCAAACCUGAAGGCAGGCUUCAACUUGAUCCUAUGUUAUUUUGCUAUUGGAAACAGUGAGCAAAUGAAAAAAGCCUUCCAAAAACUGAUUGCAGUUCCCUUGGAAGUGGAUUAUGAUGACAAAUACAUUUCAUCAAAUGAUGAUCCACAUACAAAUCUAUUGAUUGAAGCCAUUAAAAAUGACAGCUUAAGACAAAUAGAACGUGAGAGGAAAUCCAUGGCAGAGGAAUACAUCAUGACAGCUGCUAAACUCAUUGCACCAGUAAUUGAGACAUCUUUUGCAGUGGGCUAUGACUGGUGUGUUGAAGUAGUAAAAGCUUCCCACUAUGUAGAGUUAGCCAAUGACCUGGAAAUAAAUAAAGCCACUACUUACUUGAGGCAGCAGGAUUUUAACCAGGCACUGGAGACUUUAAAAAUGUUUGAAAAAAAGGAUAGCAGAGUAAAGAGUGCAGCUGCAACAAACCUUUCAUUCCUUUAUUAUUUGGAGAAUGAAUUGGCACAAGCAACUAACUAUGCAGAUUUAGCUGUAAAUUCUGAUAGGUACAAUCCAGCAGCUCUAACUAACAAAGGGAAUACUGUUUUUGCAAACGGAGACUAUGAAAAAGCAGCUGAGUUUUAUAAGGAAGCUCUCAGGAAUGAUUCCUCAUGCACCGAAGCACUUUAUAAUCUUGGUUUAACACAUAAGAAGUUAAACAGAAUAGACGAAGCUUUGGAUUGUUUCCUGAAACUCCAUGCAAUCCUUCGAAAUAGUGCCCAAGUCCUUUACCAGAUAGCAAACAUAUAUGAGAUCAUGGAAGAUCCCAAUAAAGACCCAAAAAAAGCCAUAGAGUGGCUCCUGCAGCUGAUCAGUGUGGUACCAACUGAUCCACAUGUACUUUCAGAGCUAGGGAAAUUAUAUGAUAAUGAAGGUGAUAAAUCCCAAGCUUUUCAUUAUUACUAUGAGUCAUACCGCUAUUUCCCUUCAAACAUUGAGGUCAUUGAAUGGCUUGGAGCCUAUUACAUUGAUACCCAGUUUUGUGAAAAAGCCAUUGAGUAUUUUGAAAGAGCAGCACUUAUCCUUCCAACACAAGUGAAGUGGCAGCUGAUGGUUGCCAGUUGCUACAGGAGAAGCGGUAACUACCAGAAAGCUCUAGAGAAAUACAAAGUCAUUCACAGAAAGUUCCCAGACAAUGUUGAAUGCCUCCGAUUUUUAGUUCGUCUCUGCACAGAUAUGGGGCUGAAAGAAGUCCAGGAAUAUAUGACAAAGCUCAAGAAAGUGGAAAAAUUAAAAGAAAUGAGGGAGCAGCGCAUUAAAUCUGGCAGAGAUGGCAGUGCACGUAGCCGCAGAGAAGGAAAUGCUGAGACAUUGUCUUCCAAUUCAGGGCUGAAUAGUGGUGGUACCAAAGGGGAGAGACUGAGUGCCAAACUCAAAGCUUUGCCUGGAACAAGUGAACCCUACGAAAGUAGCGGCAGUAAAGAAAUAGAUGCCUCCUACAUAGAUCCACUUGGCCCACAAGCAGAAAGACCAAAAACUGCAGCAAGAAAAAGAGCUGAGGAAGAUGACUUUGCUGAUGAAGAGCUAGGAGAGGAUUUGCUUCCAGAAUAG